UGUGCAAGACCCUUAAAUGAGAAUAUAUUUGUUUACUCUAACCUCUUGCACCAGUGCAGCAGUGGAGCGAAAAAGAACAAGCCAAUUGUUCGCAGUUUAUCAAUGUAAUCCGUUAUAUUUGAAAGAGCGAAAUUGUAUUAUGUCGCGACGAUCCAGAUAUUUCGUUAACGAAUAUCGUGCGCGUGAAGACGAAAUCGUUAACAACCCGACAUUGAUAGAACGUGGUAUUGUUGAGAGUCAAGGUGUCGCUAAAAAUAACUUACGCAAGAUUUUACAGCGUAUCGUUGACAAGGAGCCACCUGAUCGCGCGGAAGCCAACGGUGGGCUGUAUGUUGGCGCGUCCGGUAUUUCCUAUGCGUUUAUGCGAGUUGCCGAAUGCGCUGCUUUGGAAGCUGAAAUCUGUAAAAAACAUUUGUUAUUGUCUGAGCAUUAUCUGCGUUCAUCUUUAUCGAUGCAACAUCGCGAAGGAUAUUCCAACACUGGCUUUCUUCUAGGCAAUUGGGGUAUCCUGGCAAUGGGUGCAGUUCUUGCGGUCGCUCGAAAGAAUGAGGAAACUGCCACUGCACUGAUAAAACGCUAUAUAGCAAUGGGAGAGCGUUGCAAAGAGCUGAAUUUUUUGAAAUGCGGCUCGGAUGAAUUUUUUGUAGGCCGCGCCGGUUUUUUAUAUGGUGCGCUAUGGUUGAAUCGCAUAAUGAAAAGGAUCAUUAUACCACUUGAUAUAAUGCACGAAAUCGCGCAAACGAUUAUUAUUUCGGGAAAGACAUACGCGCGAGUGCAUAACAGUCCAUGUCCGUUGAUGUAUGCGUACUAUGGCACAGAAUAUCUAGGAGCAGCUCAUGGACUAUGCGCAAUUCUACAAGUUCUUAUACAGUUGCCAUCAUUCCUCGAUAAAGAUGCGGAUGCUGACAAAAAUGUGCGAACGUGUGUGGAUUAUUUAUUGACUCUUCAAACGACGUCUGGCAAUUUUCCAUGUUCCAUGGAAGAAAUAGAACGUUCCGGACGAAGUCUUGGAGACAGCAAUGACGAAUUGGUGCAUUGGUGUCAUGGUGCCCCUGGCGUUAUUUAUAUGAUGGCGGCGGCGUACCUGCGCUGGAAGGAUCAACGUUACUUGGAUUCGUGCAAACGCGCCGGCGAUCUUGUUUGGCGCAAAGGUCUUUUGCGUAAAGGACCUGGAAUCUGUCACGGCGUGGCGGGCAACGGCUAUGUCUUUCUUCUUCUAUACAGACUCACGGACGACAAACGACACCUUUAUCGUGCUGCUAAAUUUGCAGAUUUUAUGAAUUCGCCACAGUUUCAGGCUGACGCACGUGUUCCCGACUCACCAUAUUCACUCUAUGAAGGCAUCGCUGGCACCGCCUGUUUUCUCGCCGAUCUUAUUGAACCAAAUAAGGCCCACUUUCCUUUCCAAGAUGUAUUUUAAGAUCCGAAUAAUGGAAGAACAAUCUCUGUAUUUUUAUUGCGCUUAAUAUACUUAAAUUUGGAAAAACAAAUAAAGAGAGUUUAUAUGAAAUUAAU
Molecule: messenger RNA, 1515 nt
Organism: Monomorium pharaonis (pharaoh ant)
Lineage: Eukaryota; Metazoa; Arthropoda; Insecta; Hymenoptera; Formicidae
Product: lanC-like protein 3 homolog
Exons: 3
Coding region: 17-1420 (467 amino acids)
Biological process (GO): carbohydrate metabolic process; peptide modification
Cellular component (GO): plasma membrane
Source: RefSeq, a predicted model, not a curated record